AGACAUCAUGUCCUUCAAUCGUUCUUCAUCUUCCUCCAUGCGGAGCUCCUCCAGCAACAUGAUUGGCAUGAGGGCGGGCAGCGUGUACGGCGGGGCGGGAGGCCAAGGGAGCCGCAUCUCCAUGGGAGGAGGCGGUGGCGGAGGCGGUGGCGGAGGCGGCAGCUACGGCAGCAUCUCCAUGGGAGGAGGCGGUGGCGGAGGAGGCAGCUACGGCAGCAUCUCCAUGGGAAGAGGCGGUGGCGGAGGAGGCAGCUACGGCAGCAUGAGCACGAGCUUCAGCAUGGCUGGUAUGAAUGACAGUAUCAUUGGGAAUGAAAAGGCCACCAUGAACAACCUGAACGACCGCCUGGCCACUUACCUGGACAAGGUGCGCAGCCUGGAGAAGGCCAACGGAGAGCUGGAGCUGAAGAUCAGACAGUUCCUGGAGAGCAAGGCCGGCCCCAGCACCCGAGACCACAGAGCCUUCACCGCCACCAUCGCAGAACUCACCGCCAAGAUUCACGGCGCCAUCAGUGUGAACGGAACAAUUCAUCUCACCAUCGACAACGCCAGGCUGGCUGCAGACGACUUCAGGACCAAGUAUGAGAACGAGCUGGCCAUGCGUAUGUCUGUUGAGGCUGACACCGCCGGACUGAAGAGAGUCCUGGACGAGCUGACCAUGAGCCGGUCCGACCUGGAGAUGCAGAUCGAGGGUCUGAGAGAGGAGCUGAUCUUCCUCAGGAAGAACCAUGAAGAGGAGCUGCUGGCGAUGCGUGCUCAGAUGAGCGGCCAGGUACACGUGGAGGUGGACGCCGCUCAGGGUCCCGACCUCAAUAAGGAGAUAGCUGAGAUCAGAGAGUACUACGAAAGCGUCACCGCCAAGAACCAGAGAGAGCUGGAGAUCUGGUUCCAGACAAAG
Messenger RNA from Notothenia coriiceps (black rockcod), 898 nucleotides. RefSeq names its product keratin, type I cytoskeletal 13-like. Gene Ontology annotation, molecular function: structural molecule activity. The record is from RefSeq and is a predicted model, not a curated record. The transcript is spliced from 4 exons. The annotation marks the transcript as partial. Lineage: Eukaryota; Metazoa; Chordata; Actinopteri; Perciformes; Nototheniidae. Gene Ontology annotation, cellular component: cytoskeleton.